UUAGUUUGUGUAUUGUAUCUCCGCUACCAUUGCGGUAGGACGUUUAAGAAAAAGACCAUUAAAACGUCGCAUUUGCGUGUAAAGUAAUAUUUUAUCGCGUAUUUUUGCUGCUUUUUUUUUUAAUAGUUUUUUGUUUGUACAUGUGUGAUGUAUCCCGGACAACGCGAGUCCUGCGAAGUUGGGAUCAAGUGUUUUUCCGUGGAAUAAAAUGGAUAUUUCCCAAGUGUAGCCACCGGAUAUGAUUGUGUCGCUUUUUGGAACUUUGCGGAAGACUUUUUGGGACCAUUUGGAGACGAUUGGGAAUACUAAACCAUGUGUGGAGGGACAAAGUGAAACAAUAGUGAGCGUUGGAGAGAAAGCUCAUCCGGGGGAGGUCUAUUCCGCGAGGGGGGCUUUGUUCCGUCCUGUGGAGAUCAUCGAUUGAUUGAUCGAUUGUUUGAUCCGCAGCCCCAACCAACCACCACCAACAUGGAUGUGACUCUUUCCGAGCUCUUGGUUGCCUUCUUGGAGUCCCCACUCGUGUUGUGGGUGCGGACAUUGGGCCCGCUGGGGUCAUGUGACCACGUGGGCUCGGAGGAUCGUGUCAACAUGUUCAUCGAGCUCGUGGAUGGCGUCUUCCUGCACAAGAUCAUGACACACAUUGACCCCGGACCAAAUAAUCAGAGGCUGAACAAGAACGUGAACAACGACGUGUCACUCCGUCUUCACAACCUGACCCUCCUCACCCGACACGUCAGGACGUACUACCAGGAUACCCUUCAGCAGCUAAUAGUGAUGCCCCUUCCUAACAUCGUCUGCAUCGCCAAGGAUCCAUUAUCAGCAAAGAGCAUGGAGGAGCUGAAAAGACUUCUACUGUUAAUUCUUGGCUGUGCUGUUCAGUGCGAACGUAAGGAGGAGAUGAUCGAGAAGAUCAAACUGCUGGACAUCGGGACCCAGGCAGCCAUUGUGUCUCACAUCCAGGAGGUGACCCACAACCGGCAGAAUGUUCUUGACCUUUCGUGGCUGGAGGAAGGAGCAGGACUUGGACAGGAAGAGCUGGAACCGCUGUCACGCAGCAUGGCUGCAUCGCUACGGCAACUGAUUGAGCAAAGAGACAAGGCCAGUGAGGUGAUUGUGGAUCUCACCAACGAGAGGGACUACCUGUCCAGCCUGCACCCCCAGGAAAGACCAAUACGCAGCCCGGAGCAAGGCACCAGUCCUGGAGGUGUUGUCGUGAAUAACGGCGGACCAGCCUUGACCGUAACCAACCUCACCAAAGAAGAAAAGCAACAUUUGUCAGUGGAGCUGGCCGACACGAAGGCCAAGCUUCGCCGAAACAGACAAGAACUGGAGGAGAAAACGGAGCAGUUGAUGGAUUCCCGACACGAGGUGGAGCGUCUGGAUCAGGAGCUUCAGCGACUUAAACAGGAGAACCAGUCGCUGUCUUGUGAGGCGCGUUCGGUGCGAGUGUACCGCGACGAGGUUGACUCCCUGAGGGAGAAAACGGCUCGGGUUGACCGACUAGAAACAGAAUUGACUCGAUGUAAAGAGAAGCUCAACGAUGUUCACUUCUACAAGGCCAGAAUGGAGGAGCUUCGUGAGGACAACUUGACCCUGAUGGAGACCAAGAUAUUGCUGGAGGAGCAACUGUCGGUCUCCAGAGGGCGCUGUGAUAAAGUUCACACUUUGGAGAAAGACAACCUGCUGCUACGAGCUAAAAUACACGACCUGGAAAUGGUGAGGGACAAUGAGCGUCGCAGGCUGGAGGAGCUGGUGGAGGAGAACAUGCUGCUAGAGAUUGGGCAGAAACAAAGUAUGAACGAAUCGGCUCAUCUUGGCUGGGAACUGGAACAGCUGACCAAAAACCAGGAGAACUGCAGCUCCGAGACUCGGAAGUCGUUUGUACACGAGCUCAAUGAGUGUGUCUCCAGCCGGGUUUUGAAGCUGGAAAAGGAGAACGGGGAGCUUCAAGUCACGGUUGAGAGACUGAAAGAAGAUAAUCACCUCCUGCAGGAGAAGCAGCUCCACGCUCAAGUGCUGGACCGGGAAAAGCAGGGUCUCAGCAAGAAGUUGGAGCAUCUCCAAGGCUUGCUGGACCAGGAGAAACUGACCAAUCAAGACAUGGAGUCUCUUGGAGAGGAAUUAUUAAAGGAAAAACACAAUCUGGAACGAGACAUGCAUGCCCUGAGAGCGGACAAAGACCGACAGAUUUCCGAAUUGGAGAGCCAGAGGCAACAUCUCUCCGAGGCGGUGGUCUCGCUCCGUGAGCGCGCUCAAGCCGACAGCGAGGCGAGGGUCCGGGAAGUGGAGGCAGAGAACCGCCUCCUGCACCAGGGAAUUACGGACACCAGCGCUCGCUUGGCUAGCUUGGAAAUUCAACUGAAGGUUUCCCAAGAAGAGGAAGAGCGGCUGAGGGACCGGGCGGGAAGAUGCGAUGAGGUGGAGAGGGAGGUGGCGCGGCUGGAGAGAAACCGGGACGCUCUCAACAGAGAGGUGGCAUCUCUGCGUACGUGCAGUGAGCGUUCGGAGUUUCUGGAGAAGCAGGUGUCUUCCUUGGAGCAGGAGUUGCACAGACUGCAACGGGAGGCAGCGGACGCCCAGCAAGGGCUUCAGCAACUGAAGGCAGACAGACAAGGACCAGACAACGGCGUCCUCACCAAGGAGAACCUGGAUCUCCGCUGCACUCUGGAAAACCUGCGUUCCUCUUCGGCUCUCCUGGCGAAGCAACAGGAGGAAAAUCGGGAGGUGCAGAAAAAACUGCAAGAGCUGCAGAGCAGGUUCGAGGAGGUCGGAGUGGAGUUGCAAGGAGAGAGGAAGAGAGCGGAGAGACUGGAAGCAAACGUUGCCACACUUCACCAGGAGAAGCAUCACUUGGAGGUCCAUGUCGAAACGUUUAAAGAGGAGAGAGAAGAACUCCAGAGAGAAAAGCAGGGAGCCUCGAGUAGGCUGGAGGAGCUGAGGAAGGAAAUAGAGGAGCUCAGUCAGGAGCGGAGGAGGAGAGAGGAGGGCGACGCGGAGAGGAGGAAGCUUCAACUGGAUCUGGAUGAGUCUGAGAAUAGUAGGAAGCACCUGGAGAAGGAGAGCUGGAGGAUCAGACUGCUCCUGGACAACAAGGAGACGGAGCUGGAGGAGAAAGCCGCUCAAUUGGCUGUGGUCCAGAAGGAGGUCCAGGCUCUGAGCAAAGAAGUCGAUAGGCUGAAGGAGGUGGCAGUCAAGGCCAAGGAGCUGGAAAGGGAACACAAGGAGCUCCAGAAGCAAGCGACCAUUGACAAGAGAACUUUGGCUACACUGAGAGAGGAGUUGGUGUCAGAGAAACUGAGCGUCCAGCAGAACAGUGUUGAGUUAGAGAGACUCUGUGAAGAACUGGAGAAGGUUGGACUGAACCGAGAAAGACUUUUGCAGCAGGAGCUCACCCUGGAGGACAGCAAGUACAAGCUGCUUGAAUCCCGACUGGAGGAAACGGUCCAACAGGCGCUGAAGAUGAAAGAUGAGAAGAUAUCCGGUCUGGAAAAGAAACUGGAAGAGAUUAACGCACACAACAAAACGCUACGGGCGGAGCGAGCCGCUGUUGUCCAUCAAGGAGAAAAGCUCAACAUGCAAGGGUUCUCCAGAGGAGAUGAGCGACGAGACUCGGCCACGACUGAGCUGCUCCAUAUCAAAGAUCAUCUGAUUGACGUAGAAAAGAGUAACGCCUCGCUUCAGACCCAGAGCCGUUUGUUGAAGGAUCAGCUGAAACAACUGGAGAACCAGAACACCUCACUGAACAGUCAGAUGGCAACGCUGCAGCGGCACACUGCCACUCUGCAGGAGCAGAAUACGUCUCUACAUACUCAGACAGCCAAACUUCAGGUGGAAAACUCCACGCUGUCCUCCCAGAGUGCGUCUCUCAUGGCCCAAAAUGCCGUGCUGCAGGGCCAAGUCAGCGCCUUGGAGACCGAGGUGGAGUCGUGGCAGAGACAGCGUGAGGAGGCCUGGCGAGGGCGAGAAAGUGUCCUCGACGACCACGAGCGCCUGCUGAGCGUCCACGAGAGGCAGGCGCAGGAGUAUGAGCACCUGAUCGCUCAACACACCGCUCUGAAAGUCAAGCAGAGGGCGCUAGAGAGCGAACACAGAGCAACACACAACAAGUAUUGCACCUUGUUACAGCAGAAGGAGAAAUGGGAGGAGCUAGAAGGACGCGGUCAGAAGGAGAGAGAGGAGCUCAACCUCGAGCACCAGAAGAACCGACUCCUGCAGCAAGAGAACCUUCAGCUGAAAGCGGACGUGGAUAGGCUAUCACACAGCCAAUCCCAGCAGUCGGAGCAGUCGGACAAGCUCCAGCAGCGGGUGAACGAACUGAAGGGCUCCUUAAGCUCGGCUCAGCUGGAAGCAAGUCGCUGGAUGGCCCAAUACGACGGCCUCAUGGAGAAGCACCAGGGCUUGGACAUCACCAUGACAAAACUAGACAACCACUGUGAGCUGCUGAGUCGUCUGAAAGGGAACCUUGAAGAAGAAAACCAUCACCUCCUGAGUCAGAUCAACCUUCUCGGUCAGCAGAACCACACCCUGCUGGAGAGAAGCAUGGAGAGCAAAGAGCUCUACCACCAGGAACAGAAGCUCUACAUUGAUAAGCUGAACGCUCUUCGUCGUCAGAAGGAGAAACUAGAGGAGAAGAUCAUGGAUCAGUACAAGUUCUAUGACCCCACACCGAAGAAGAAGAGCCAGUGGUCGGGCGCCAAAGCUUUGGCUAAACUCAUCAAACCAAGAAAGGACGGCAGCAGGGAACGAGGCGGCGACCGAGACAAGGAAGGCGGCAAAGACCGGGAGCGAGCCAAGAGCGCCCCGGAUAUCCCCCUGCCUGCGCCCCCGCCUCUGCUCCCGCCGGAAACCCCACCCCCACCUCCCCAGAGGACAGGAAGUGACUCCCAGGACAACGGCCACGCCCACAGUAAACAUAGCAACCACUGCGCCAGUCCGGUGUUGACGCCCAUCAGUCGAGGUUUGAUUGACAGAGGACGGGGGCCAUGCCGCAGCAGCACGGCUACAGACAGCAGCGUCCUUGGCGACGACGGACACGGACACGGCCUAUCUCAAACCCACAAAGCUCUGAGUUCCACCCCGAGCCAUCAGUCAUCGUCAUUGGCCCUAAGCAGCUCCACUUCGCCACUGGAACAAGGCGCCGGCUGCAGACCGAGAGGAAUGUUCUUUGACGACGACACGGGUGCUGUGUUUGGCGCCCAUGGUCACAUGGGAGGUCGUCCGGGAUCAGCUGUCAGUCACCGCACCUCCAGCUCAAACUCACCUGUCAACUGCAGAGACGCAUCAGACGGUCAUCUCUGGUCGGGUAGUCUGUCCAGCGAUGACGUCACAGGUCUAAGUCAAUCACACCCGACCUUGUCACGUAGCGUGACCCUCCCGUACGAGCACACACCCCAGCGCGCCCAACCACAGCGUGGAGGAAGGAACAGCAACAGGCCUCGACCUUCAUCUCCCGGAAGUGAAAUGGUGACGUUGGAGGAGUUUCUACAAGAGAGCAACCUCAAGUCGCCGCAAAUGGUUUCACUUGGAAGCAGAGAGGACUUAAUGAAGGAUUACUUCACCAGAAGUCCCGCCCCGCCGGGUCCCGCCGUCAGCGAUCAGAUCACCCCCACCAGCUACGUCACGCCCACCGUGCAUACAUCGAACCAGAGGCCGGGCCAGAGUGUUAAGCCGUCCCCCCGACAGCCUGUUGGUCAAUCUCCGGCCUCGGGUCGCCCGAUUAGCCAGCGAACCAACCGCUCGCUUAGCAGGACGUUCAGCCUGGCGUCGGCGGAUUUGCUGCGCUCCAACGGCCCGGACAGUUUUCGCGGAAAUGGAGGAUCCCCUAACCAAUCGGAUUCGAUCAUUCGCCGCCAGGGAGGCGGGGCGAGCGGAAGAGAGAGGCCGCUCUCCGCUCGUUUGGCCGGUUCAACCAAUCAGCACGGAGACGGCGGCUUCCUGACUUCGCCCGUUCACCACUCGUCUUCGCUCGCCCUGCCGACCGAGAGACCCGGGGACAGAGACUGCGAGAGGGGGCGAACCCCUGUGGCUCAUAAUGGCCCCCCUUCGUCUUACCAUCACCGUGGCGAGGUUGCCAUGGUAACCCCGGUGAGGGCCGUGCCCGCAACCCAACUGGGUGACGCUUUGGAGCGGGUACAGGAAAUACAAAAUGGAGACGGCGAACGGCCAGACUGUAGUUCCGUGGAGCGGCCAAAAAGCACACCGGCGUCCCCCGACCCCAACAACGACCCCCAGACGGUGUGGUAUGAAUACGGCUGUGUCUGAAUACCGCAGCCAAUCAGAUACCAGCCUUGUUCUCUGUACGUGGGAACCUAAGGUCUCGUACAUCCGGCCUUCCCAGUUUUUCCGAUGUGGUUCGUCUUUAACUGGAAGUCACCAAACCUGGCUUUUGGGGUCCACAACAGAACUGGAUACUGAAGCAGCCACCAAAGGAUUAUUACCGUGACAAGAGACUACUAGAUACUGAUCUCGGUAUUAGUUUGCUUCGGGUAAAAAGAACGCAAUGGACUGAACCCAGGACCAAACUAGCACACCGAGACCACCUGAGAGAUGGGUGUAGGUUCCAACAGAACGCCAACUGCACCGACGCACCAGAAUACCGAUAGAAUGUCACCAGAUGUGAUUGAAACCUUGGUGAUGGUUAGCAAAACCCGACCAAAACCUGAAGAAGCAGGAACUGGAGAAACCUGGAAAAUGAUUCCAUUGUCCUACGAUCAAAUCUAACCCGGAAGACCUCAUGUGUACGUAAUGUACACUUGACAUACGCGGUCCAAUCAAGGUACCGCGUAUACCGAUAGAAUGUCACCAGAUGUGAGUCAACCCUGGUGAUGGUUAGCAAAACCCGACCAAAACCUGAAGAAGCAGGAACUGGAGAAACCUGGAAAACGAUUCCAUUGUCCUACGAUCAAUUGUAACCCGGAAGACCCCAUGUGUACGGAAUAUACACUUGACAUACGCGGUCCAAUCAAGGUACCGCGUAUACCGAUUAUUUGGUCCGUUGAGUGAUUGAAACCUUGGUGAUGGUUAGCAAAACCCGACCAAAACCUGUAGAAGCAGGAACUGGAGAAACCUGGUAAACGAUUCCAUUGUCCUACGAUCAAAUGUAACCCGGAAGACCACAUGUGUACGGGACCUACAGUUGACAUACGCGGUCCAAUCAAGGCACCGCGUAUACCGAUUAUUUGGUCCGUUGAGUGAUUGAAACCUUGGUGAUGGUUAGCAAAACCCGACCAAAACCCGAAGAAGCAGGAACUGGAGAAACCUGGUAAAUGAUUCCAUUGUCCUACGAUCAAAUCUAACCCGGAAGACCUCAUGUGUACGUAACGUACACUUGACAUACGCGGUCCAAUCAAGGUACCGCGUAUACCGAUUAUUUGGUCCGUUGAGGGAUUGAAACCUUGGUGAUGGUUAGCAAAACCCGACCAGGAACUGGAGAAACCUGGUCCUACUUGAUCCUACGAUCAAAUGUAACCCGGAAGACCUCAUGUGUACAAAACGUACACUUGACAUACGCGGUCCAAACAAGGUACCGCGUAUACCGAUUAUUUGGUCCGUUGAUUCCAAGUAAGUGUGUACCAAGUAUCAUUUUUCCACCAUUUUUGACUACAAACAAGAAGAAAAAACUGCGUUCCAGUCUGUACAUAUGGAACCGGACCACCUAAUUCGACGAGUAGCAUCAGAACUGAACUGGUCGUACCCCAACAUUUGUCUCGAACGAACUUUGUUCUCGAAAGAACGAAGAAGUCUUACCAUGUAAGAACGGCAGACCAAACGGCGGCGACUGGAAGGGUUUGGAACUGAUGCAACCGAUACCCGAGUCAACACUCGUUCCGCUUAGGCCUAUUUGAACAAAGAAGCUAUGAGAAUACUGCGAUGUCUUACUUUUAGGGGUGUCAUGGGACGCCAUGAACACGUUUUGGUGUGCACCUCGGUUUAAAGUCACCGUCGGGUUCAUUUCGGGGUACAAUAAAGGGACCUUGACGACGAAAGAGGGACCGGGGACCGCGAUUCUCGAGCUUUUCACGUGGACCGUGUGGCGUAUCUCUCUACCGAACUUUACCGUUACACUUCUAUGACCUACCGAACUAAGGACACGUCCAUUCAUUUUCUACCAUCUUAUCUUCACAAGGGCGGCGGACGAUGCUGGAGUCUAUCCCAGCUGUCUUCUUGGGGCGAGAGGCGAGAGGUACACUCUGGACUGGUUUGCCAGCCAAUCACAGGGCACAUAUAGACAAACAACCAUUCACACUCACAUACAUACCUAUGGACAAUUUGGAGUCGGGAAUUAACCUAGCAUGUUUUUGGAAUGUGGGAGGAAACCGGAGUAACCGGAGAAUCACUCGUCCACCGUGCAGCCCAUAUUUGUGAACAGUUUAACGAUAAUUCAUGGUUCCAUUUAUCACAGUGAGUCUUCCAGGUCCUGAUGCAGCAAAACAGUCCCAGACCAUCACACUACCACCACCAUAUUUUACUGUUGGAAUCAUGUUCAUUCAUUUUCUACCGCUUAUCCUCACGACGGUCGUCACCGGCUGUCUUCUUGGGGCGAGAGGCGGGGUACACCCUGGACUGGUGGCCAGCCAAUCCCAGGGCACAUAUAGACAAACAACCAUUCACACUCACAUUCAUACCUAUGGACAAUUUGGAAUCGGGAAUUAACCUAGCACUCGAAGUACUCUGAGAAAACAAUGGAGCAAACUCCACACACAGAUGGCAGAGGGUGGGAUUGAACUCUCGGGUCUACCAGCUGUGAGGUCUGUGCGCUAACCACUCAUCCACCGUGCAGCCCCGGACAUGUCCACACAAACAAAAAUACAAAAAGCACCUGUACGUUUGUAAGUAAUAUUGAAAUACUCGUACUAAAUACCUAAUGGCAAAGCAAUCCAAACUAUACUUCUUGGUGGAAACAGGACUUGGUGUAUUUGGAUUUUGAAGUACACCGUGUAUUCCUCUUUGAAGUAUUCCACUUGACAAACAGCCAAAGUAUCAAUUGCUUAAGAACAACAAAAGAUGGAAGUAGUCAUCCAGAUUCCGUGAUUAUGAAGCCGAGUGGCCGUACUGCCGUCGGAAUGCCGAUGGAAAACCGGGGGCAGCAGAGACCCCCCAAUGGAUAAGCACUAGAUAGAACAAUGGCACGGGAACGUGGACUUGUUUACACUGGACUUGGAAAGAUGACCGGGAACCUUUCUUCCCGUGUUUACCCCCCCCUCCCCCUGUGGGAUGUGAAGCACGUUUCUAUAUGCAACAACCUAAAUUAUUGGCACUAUAUGUUGAGGAAAACUGGAUUUUUUUUGGGGGGGGGGGUCAUUUUUGGAAGGUUUGAUUUACUAUACCACUAACACAGUUGACAUGUAAAUAUUUAAUAUUUCUAGAUUUUGAUGCUUUAAAAUUGUAGGAAUAAUUUACUUAGUUGAUGAAACUGGAUUAAAAAAAAUUUUAAUUUUUUUUUUUUGGGGGGGGGGGGUAAAAUGUACUAGCUAGCUGAAAAUGCAUACCAAAAAAACACAGUUGAUCUGUAAUGCGGUAUAAAAUAAAGACCCUAAACGAGCUAAUUCCACUGGAAAAGUUUAAUAUAUGUAGAUUUUGAUGCAAUAAAUAAAAUAUUAGAAAUAAGAUUGACUUAGUUGAUGACUUAGUUGAUGACUUGAUGAUCACUAACCUGAUUUUUUUUUUUUUUUUUUUAUUUUCUUCCAUCUGCGCUGAGGCAGACUGUGUUGGUGUGUUUGCUGAUAUAAGAAAAUAUAUUAAAUUCCCCAAGGCUAUUUUUUUUUUACCUCCUGAAAUAACACUUGAAUGUAUCGGACAUUAUUGGCUGUCUGAGAGGAAAGUGUAUUUGUGUGUGUGUGUGUGUGUGUGUGUAUUUCUUUGUGCACCCCCCCCCCUCCGAAGGAUAAAACAUCCUCAGAUGAGAGAACUCAAUUUGCUGAUUGGGCAAAUGUAAUGAGACUAUUUUUUUGUGGGGGGGAAAGUGAUGUUAUGCUACAGUCGGAAAGCUUGUGAUAAUAAAGAAAUGUACCAGCGGCUGCCUUUUCGAGUGUUCAUGGUAACAAAGAGAAGCCUAUAAAAAGGUUGCCAAUGGACCAAAUACCACAGAGAACCCCCCCGGCCCCCCCUUGGCUUUCCAGCUUCUUAAAAUAACUUGUUUUGUUUUUCCGAUAGAACCAUUUAAGGUUUAAUUGCCUUCUACAGGAGGAGAUGAGUUUUCAUCUGAAAAGCCCGACACAUUCGAUCUGCAGCCAAACACAAGUAUAGCAAGGGUGUCCAAAGUGCGGCUUGGGAGCUCCAUUUUACUGGCCCCUAGUCAUGUGAUGAUGGCGUGU
This is a messenger RNA of Doryrhamphus excisus (bluestripe pipefish), 10313 nucleotides long. Lineage: Eukaryota; Metazoa; Chordata; Actinopteri; Syngnathiformes; Syngnathidae. The record is from RefSeq and is a predicted model, not a curated record.